This is a messenger RNA of Talaromyces stipitatus ATCC 10500, 1613 nucleotides long. RefSeq names its product 26 proteasome complex subunit Sem1, putative. Lineage: Eukaryota; Fungi; Ascomycota; Eurotiomycetes; Eurotiales; Trichocomaceae. Gene Ontology annotation, cellular component: proteasome complex; proteasome regulatory particle, lid subcomplex. The transcript has 3 exons. Gene Ontology annotation, biological process: mRNA export from nucleus; double-strand break repair via homologous recombination; proteasome assembly. The coding region runs from base 145 to 405 and encodes 86 amino acids. The record is from RefSeq and is a predicted model, not a curated record.
GACUCCAUUUCACGCAUAAAGAUUUUUCGGUGACUAUCGAAUCAAUAUUCAUCUGGCACAGGAGUACCGCGAAGAUCUAAGUGUGCUCUACUUUCGCCACUCUUCCACACACGCCAUCCUCACCUCAUAUCCAUUAUCCCCGCAAUGUCAGACACCAGCAAGGCGCAAGCCGAAACCUCACAACCUAUUCAGAAGAAGAACCCGCAAGUGUUAGAGGAGGAUGAUGAAUUUGAAGAUUUCCCUGUAGAAGACUGGCCACAAGAAGAAACCGAGCAGGGUCAAGGUUCGAAUGCAAAUGGUACCAACACACAUCUUUGGGAAGAGAGCUGGGAUGACGACGAUGAGAGUGAAGAUUUCUCCAAACAGCUCAAGGAGGAGAUGAAAAAGGUGGAGGGCGCUAAAUAGACGAGACGGUGCGAACGACUGAUAAUUUGGGAGGAGAGGAUUUAUAUAGACAGCAAAGCUCUACAUCAUUCUGAGACGAGCGAAUCGAGACCCAAACAAAAGAUCGAUCGAUGUACUUCCUUAUGGAAUAUGUGAAAUGUCAGGUACAACCAACUACUACUAAUGACUAUCAUCAAAUAUCAUGACGAACACCAAAAUCCGCCUGAGGUCAUAUACGAAAAAAGUUCAGUGUAUCAAAGAUUUGGUGCAUUUUUCUCUGCAGUUUCGAGUACGAGAUAUCAGAACUUGAUCUCUAAAGAUAGCUUGAAUACUGUUUCCUUGGAUGAAGAUAGGUGUAGAAACAGAGGUAGUGAGAUUAAAAGAGUCGUAUUAUAUAUUUAACAGCAAAAGUAUUCGCCGAUCAUCCCGGGCUUUCUAUCUAGGUCCUUAUUGAAGAUUUUUUUACUUACUUGACAGAGCUGCAACACCUGGCAAAUCCUUACCCUCCAACAAUUCCAAAGAGGCACCACCGCCGGUAGAGACGUGGCUCAAUUUGUCUUCAACCUUGUACUUGGCAGCGACGGUAGCAGUGUCACCGCCGCCAAUAAUGACGAUACUGCCAGACUGAGCAGCCUGAACGGCAGCAUCGAGAGUGGCCUUGGUUCCGCUGGCGAAGGGUUCCAACUCAAAGACACCUGGGGGACCAUUCCAAAGGAUAGUCUUGGCUUCACUGAUAGCCUUCUUGUAGGAUUCCACACUCUUGGGACCGACAUCAAGACCAAGCCAGCCGUCUGGGAUACCUUCGGCGUCGGUGGCGCUACCGACCUCAGCAUCGGCACCGAAUUUGCUGGCAGUAACGUAGUCAACAGGGAGGAUAACAUUGACGUUAUUCUUCUUUGCCUUCUCUAUGAUAUCGCCGACAGUCUUGCUGCCGGGUUCAUCGAACAAAGAGUUACCGAUCUUGACAUUCUCAAGAGUCUUCUUGAAGGUGAAGGCCAUGCCACCGGUGAUGAUCAAGCUGUCGACCUUAGGGAGAAGGUUGUCAAUGAGUUGGAUCUUGUCAGAGACCUUGGAACCUCCCAAGAUAGCAAGGAAAGGACGCUUGGGGUUCUCCAAAGCUUGAGCAAAGUAGUCGAGUUCCUUCUUGACGAGGAAGCCGGCAGCCUUUUGAGGGAGCUCAACUCCGACCAUAGAGCUGUGGGCACGGUGGGCAGUUCCGAAAGCAUCAU